This is a messenger RNA of Penicillium arizonense, 792 nucleotides long. RefSeq lists its product as uncharacterized. The record is from RefSeq and is a predicted model, not a curated record. Lineage: Eukaryota; Fungi; Ascomycota; Eurotiomycetes; Eurotiales; Aspergillaceae. Bases 1 to 792 code for a protein of 263 amino acids. The transcript is spliced from 2 exons. Gene Ontology annotation, cellular component: mitochondrion.
AUGCACCACUUUAUAGGUGAAAAGCAGCAUCGGGAUUCCGUCUCAAGACACGGUCCUCUAUCCUCGCUCAUCUAUGGCACCGAGGAAGGCAAAUACUUCGACGAGAAUAUGGCACGCUCCUUCUCGCAUGUCCUGGCUGGCGGUAAAUACGUCCACUCCAUUGUCAUGCACGACGUGAAGCCCGAUAAAGUCGAUGAAUAUGUUAAUCUUGUGGGUGAGUGGUACCCCCGAAUGGCGGACACCGACGUGAACCGUGUCAAUUUGGUGGGCAGCUGGCGGACACAAGUGGGCAACAAUGAUACCUUUGUCCAUAUCUGGGAAUAUCAACGGUACGAAGGAUACAAUUCCUCCCUUCACAAUAUCUCAGAACAGCAGGGGUUCCGUGAGUUCGACCGCAAACUCAAGAGCCUGAUACAGAGCAAGAAGACAUUCCUGAUGCAAGAGUUAUCGUUUUGGCCCACGACCCCGCCUCGCCGUCUCGGUGGACCGUUUGAGCUUCGAUCAUACACUCUGCAUCAGGGCAAGCUCCUGGAAUGGGAAACAAAUUGGCGUCGCGGUAUUGCAGCACGUCGCGAGGUUAUGGAGGGCGUGGGUGCAUGGUUUGUGCAGAUUGGCGACUUAAACACGGUCCACCACCUCUGUCAGUUCGCCAAUCUGGAGGAACGCAAGAUCCGCCGCGAGGAGUCGUGGGGCGUUGAGGGCUGGGCUGAGACAGUGUACAAGACCGUUCCCCUCAUCCAGACCAUGCAAAGUCGGAUUCUUAUCCCGAUGCCGUGGAGCCCCGUCGGUUGA